This is a messenger RNA of Lethenteron reissneri (Far Eastern brook lamprey), 1254 nucleotides long. RefSeq names its product mitochondrial ribosomal protein L45 (gene MRPL45). The record is from RefSeq and is a predicted model, not a curated record. Gene Ontology annotation, cellular component: mitochondrion. NCBI's taxonomy places the organism in Eukaryota, Metazoa, Chordata, Hyperoartia, Petromyzontiformes, Petromyzontidae.
GUUUUCCCUCCAGGAUCUGGCACCGCCCCUUUUGCCGGUAGGCCGGAAGCAUCAUGGCGGCGCUCAGGUUGAGCCAGGCGGCGUGGCUGUCACCGCUGGCACGCGGUGUUCUGAGUGACAUCAAGCCAGCGUUCCAAAGCAUCGUGAUCCCAGUGAGAACAAAGAAAAGGUUUUUCAUUCCGCCAGCCAUCAAAGCCAAGUACAAGCAAGAUGUUGACAGAGAGGCACGGGCCCGGGCGGCUGGGGUCGUGGUGCGGCAGCAGUAUGUGGAGAGGCCCAUCAACAUCACCUGCACAGCCGGCAUCUUUGAUGGCUAUGUCCCUCCGGAGGGAGACAGCCGACUGACGUCAAUGAGCUCAGAAGGCCUGAAGCAACGUGCCAUGCAGAUAAGGCAGACUGCAGCUUCACAGCUUGCGAUUCGGAAGGUAAAGGAAUACGAUGAUGGAUUUAGCACUAAAACGUUUCCCACCAAGGCCCAAGACAUUUACGUGGAAGCACAUGAUUGCCUGGUGAAUUUCAACAAAGUGAGACUGCACCAGCUGGUAACAGAGCGAUGCUUCCCGGAAAUGGUGCGAGGGAACCGGCUGAAGACGCUGCGCUGGCGCUUCCUGGAGUCCCUGGAACCCCCACGCCUAGUGCACGUGCGGUGCCCCAAGACUAUCGACCCCGGCAACCUGUACGGGCAGGUCACCGUGCGCCUGCUAUCCAAGCAGACGAUGGCCCUGUAUGACCGCUUCGGACGGCUCAUGUAUGGCAGUGAGGAGGUGCCCAAGGACGUGCUAGAAUAUGUGGUGUUCGAGAGGCACUUGCCCAACCCUUAUGGCAACUGGAGGCUCCAUGGCAAGAUCGUGCCACAGUGGACGAAGGAGAAGGACCCCAUCAUUAAGACAAUAAUGAUUCCUGGACCCAAACUGCAACCGUGGACAGAGCUGGAUGAGACCACCAUGGUUGAGCAGAAAGCCCCUGCUCUGCAGUGGUACAAAUGAGCGAAAGAUUUCUGCAAUUGGCAGAUGACCUACAACUCGUUUGCAUCUUAUUGGAAAGGAAACCCUCAGUCAUAAGUGGGAUGUGCUGAUCACGAAUGCACAGCUCCUCAAUGAGACCAUAGUCUCUGCAAGCAAUGCCUUUGGCUCCUGUGAUUUCUGGCAGACAGAAUUGACGCUGAUUUCUUGUGCUUAUCAUGGCUUCGAGACCAUCAAUGACCAGCUAAAUGCCAAGAAUUAUGGUUUGUAAAUAAAGUACACAUUAUUUGGG